Molecule: messenger RNA, 3360 nt
Organism: Caenorhabditis auriculariae
Lineage: Eukaryota; Metazoa; Nematoda; Chromadorea; Rhabditida; Rhabditidae
Source: the annotation of a GenBank genome assembly
AUGCGAGCCUUGGUUUUCGUCUCUCUAUGUUGCGCCGUCUGCGUCUCGCAGGGUCCCAUGUUCUCUGCACUUUUGCCAGUGCCUGACGACUACCUUCUCUCCGAACAGGAGUUCCAGAAGUGAGAAUUAAGAAGCUUAACGAGAAGAUUACUGUAGUUUUUGUCAUUUUUCGUCUAAAGACUUCAAUUUUCAGAUUCUUCUUCACCGACUCGAAAGACUUUCUCCUCGGCCAAUGUAACAGUGUUCAGUUUAAUACCGCUCAGGUGAGGAAUUUUGUAAUAGUUACAGGUAGGAAACAAAUUUUGAUCGACCUGACUUUUCUCCUUUCCUUUUUUUUAGUUGAUUUUUAUAUUAUUCUAAGCCCAUGUGGAGAGAAAACACACGCGGAUAGGCCAAAAUUUGUUAUGGAGAGUUCGAUAUGGUAGAAAGAGGAAUGGGAAAGUAAUUUUUGUCAUUUGGCUUUUAUUUAGAAGCUGUGACUGGCUACAAAACGGAAAAAAGCCGUUCUUCAAGUUCUUCAAGUUGUUUGUCAAUAAAUAAACCUAAACCACGAACUUACCUGAAUAAAAAAUUUCAGAACUUCGGACCGACAAAAGCUAUUUUCGAUUAGGAUAAUCGUCAGCCAAAAUUUUAAAAAAAAUCGUUUGGUGCGCUGGGCAGGGGUGUCAAAAUUACUUCUCGGAUCUCCGUUAACAGAAACCGGACCAGACGGGAAGUUUCUGAGUAAUUCUAGGCAUUACUUAAGAGAGCUGACGCUACUAAAGUGGUCACUAAAACUACUACCUGUCCGGUUCACCUUACCAAUAUCCGAGUUUGGAGCGGAUAGGUUCGAUUAUUUAUUGACCAACUAGAAGAUGUUCGGAGCUCGAUCUCAAGUUAUAUUCCUGAGAAGAGCUGCGAGUUUCAGUGACAACUUUUUUAGAUUUUGAUUCAUUUUAAAAAGCUUUAUCCUACAUGUAUAGGCCGGCUUUGCGAACGCGAUCGGAGCCCCGGUGACGACAACUUGGCGCGACGCCUACCUUCUCACCAACCUCACCUACACUAUGAUCAACCAGGGUCUCGACAGUCUGGCUGCCGUCUGCACGUCUGUUUCCGUUUCUGUCCAAAAAACUGUCUCUUAUUUCAAGUCCUGAAGAAGAUAAAAUCUUUUUGAGUUCGCCCAGCUAUCGCUUUGGAGACUAAGGAACCGAACGUGUAGUUUGAAUUGAAAAAAUAGGACGAUUUUGAGACCCUUUUUCUUGUUUUUUUGAAUACAUUUUAAUCAAUACAUUUUUUGAAUAGGGUGAUCGUAUACUCUUGGUAGCUAUACAGUUCGAUAUGUGGAAACAACAGCGCCUUGCGUACUAAUAAAUAAAUUUUUUUAUUAAAAAUUUAAACAUUUUUUUCUUGAAACGUAUAAUGAGCAGUGUUCAAGAAAUCGUGUUUAGUCUAGAACUUCAAGCUUUUUGAGAGUUAAAAUGUACUCAGAAAGAGAGUUGUGCACAAAUUUCCUUUCUGCAGCCCUUAUUGAACCAUAUCUAUCUAGUUUUUUAGAAAUCGAAAUCUUCUUUCUUGAUUUUCGACUGAAACGAGAUUUUUUUUGUUUUUUUUUGCCCUUUUCCGAGAACUACACAAUAAACCUUCAGUAUUUUCUUAGCCCCUCAUUUUUGAUCAAAACAAUACUUUUCCAGAGCUCGACAGCAGUUCGUCCAGACUCUUGGCGCCUCCUACGACACCUGCGUCAACAAGUUCUACCUGUUGGGUCAGGGCCAGACGACCUUCGGAAACGUUCUUUUCUACACUCAUCUGAUGCGACAUCUCGAGUUCAUCUGCAGUUCCGGAUUCGACGGUUCGCUUCUUUAAGUUUUUGAUUUGAGGACUGAAAAAUCGUGAAAAUCUGAUAUUCCUAAUCUGGCAUUUUGUCAUUUUUUUUUUCAAUGAUCUCUUCGAGAAGUUUCUUAAUAAGGAAAUGUCUGAGAUGAAAAAAUGAAAAAAAAUCGCAGACCUGGUCCAAACGUUUGUCAAAGUUGCCCUAACUAUGAGUUCUCGAAAACGAGAAAAGGUAUCUGCUAAGCGCUUGAUGGUACCGGAAUAUAUCCGGUCUAACACGUAAGACGUACCGAAAGUGGUCAAAAAAUGUUUCUCAUCUAGUUUUCGGAAAAAAUGUUAUUUUUCCUGUUGCGGAUGCUAGGAUCGUCCAAGGAAAUGGUCUCUGUUAAAAUUCUGGAGAAAAAGAGCUUCCGAGCUUUUUUAGUUCAUUUCCGACGGGCUUUUUCUCAGUACUUUAUGGCGCUCUUAGCAGAUAAUUCUUCUGGUUUUCACCUCAGAUUCUUCCCUAAUCAGGUUUAAAAAUAUUUGAUAAAGUUCUCAAGACGGACAGUUUUUUUCGGUGUUUUUUUCUAUGUCACUCAAGAUUUAUACGCUUUUAAAAUCUUCAAAAAAAAUUUUUUUAAAGAGAAAUAUUUUUUUCAAAAAAAGGAUUGUUAACGAUUUCAGUAUACCAAAGAAACUUGGACUGCAUCCGAAAGGCAGAAACCACCGACGGAACCAAAUAUCGCGCCUGUUUCUACAAGUUCAACGCCACCGUCAACGCCGACCCCAACAAUUUCUGCGGGUUCGUCGUUGUUCUCACUUUUUAAAAGAAUUUUUGAGAAUUACAGCUACACUGAGACGUUCCUCGACUGCAUCCAAGACUACUUUGUGCAGGAAUGCAAUUCUUGGGUCCGUUUUUUUUUGAUCCAAAGUUUUUAUACUCGUUUUGAUAAGAAGCAAAAAAAAAACAUCGCAUUUUCUAGGAGCGUAUUUUUUAAUCAUGUUCGAAAGCACCUAUUUAAAUGUGCCUUAAACGAGCUGGAUGAGCUUUGAAAAUAGUUAGUUACAAUCCUAUAGAAAUUCCAAAGUACAGACAUUUCUGAACUUCAAAAGAACAGCCGCCAAUUUUGAACCGAAAAAAGUCCCACAAUGUCUAACCAAACGUCGAGAAGAAGAUCAAAAGAGGAUCCGCUUCAAAAGACGCCGAUUCUAUUCAAACAGUCAUUUGUUCAAGUUGAUGCCGUUUCAAAUUAAUUAUGGCGGAAUUAUUUUACGAAGGCGGCAAAAUUAAAACAUUAGGAGCCGUUGAAAAAUUGGAAAAAUACAUAUACCGGAAUUUGUUUCGCCUAUUUCACGAAGUUGUUUUGAACGAAUCACGUUUCAACUUUGAAAUCGCCAAAUUUACUUUGAACAUGCAUGAGUUUUGUUCCAACCUCCAUCUGCUCUGAUUGAUCAUCAAAAGAUUGACCCCGAUGAUAAAGAAGGAAGAUGGAAUUUCAGGUGGGCUGGAUGGAGUGCGAGAUGGAGCGAGUGGGAUUCGCCGGCGACUGCCUCAACCUCAAAUGCUGA